Annulohypoxylon maeteangense is the source of this 859-nucleotide messenger RNA. RefSeq lists its product as uncharacterized. NCBI's taxonomy places the organism in Eukaryota, Fungi, Ascomycota, Sordariomycetes, Xylariales, Hypoxylaceae. The record is from RefSeq and is a predicted model, not a curated record. The transcript is spliced from 2 exons. Bases 134 to 679 code for a protein of 181 amino acids.
CCCUUUAUACAUCUCCAAUGUAUUUCUACCACUAAGUUUGCCACUCAAGACCCAAAUAUUUCCAAGCGCAAGUUACCAUUUCUUCGAAAGCGACUGCACUAGACGGAAAAAAAAAUUCAUAACCCAUUAAAGAAUGGCAGCGGACUCCCAAGCGUUUCCUCAGGAACUGCCCCCUCGUCCCGAGCAGAGGACGUGGAGGGACCGAAAUUGCCCAGGCUCUCGCGGUUGUUGGAGCUUCAAUUGGGAAGCGUACAGCCUAGCGACAUCAGAUAGAGUACUUCUGGCACGUCGAGCAUGUAUGAUCACGACACUUGGUGUACGCACUGCCCUCUCCGUCCUGGGCGUCAUAUAUUGGGCCUAUAGCAAUACCAUCGCCGGCACAAUUAUUGGUAGUAUCCUCGCCGCCAUUGGAUUUGUCUUCAUUGCCUGGUGCCUGGCAAGUAUUGGGGAGGCCAAAGGUACUAGAAAGGUGCUUGGAACGAGUGUGGGACGCUGGCAGUUCGACGUUUUUCUCUUCGCGUCUGCGUUGAUUCAUGUAGGAUUCUUGGUUGGCUUUUUCACUGGCAUGGGAAAUACUGGUUUUCUCAUCUCCUGGUACGGAAUGUGGAUUCUGAUAUUUGCCGUUGCCUGGAUUACUACUUGGACCCCUGAGCAACAGCAACCUGUUUCGUACGUGUAAUCGGCUUUGGAAUUUCUUCGGAAAACACCUUGGGAGGUGUUUAUCUCAUGAAUUUGGUCUGAUUGGAAGUCGAAUGUGGUAGUUGGCGUCGCUUUACUUGUUGUAAGCAUGAUGUCGUCUUGUGGGUUAGUUAUGUUCAUCCAAUAUUGAAUUCAGGGGAAACCGAAGCCUGAGUCAGAG